Zalophus californianus (California sea lion) is the source of this 1576-nucleotide messenger RNA. Its product is annotated as cysteine and histidine-rich protein 1. The record is from RefSeq and is a predicted model, not a curated record. Gene Ontology annotation, molecular function: zinc ion binding. Bases 1 to 1203 code for a protein of 400 amino acids. NCBI's taxonomy places the organism in Eukaryota, Metazoa, Chordata, Mammalia, Carnivora, Otariidae. Gene Ontology annotation, cellular component: nucleus. The transcript is spliced from 4 exons.
AUGUCCGGCGCGGAGGAGGCCGGCGGGGGCGGGCCGGCCGCAGGGCCCGCCGGCGCCGUGCCGGCUGGGGCCGGGGUCGGGGCCGGGCCGGGGGCGGCCGCGGGGCCGGCGGCGGUAGCGGCGCUGGGCGAGGCGGCGGGGCCCGGGCUCCCGGACGAGGCGGGCCUGGCCGGCGCCCGGCAGCUGCAGGAGGCGGCCGGCGACCCAGACGCGCCGCCCAAGAAGCGGCUGCGGGCGGCCGAGGCAGCCGAGGCGGCGGCGGCGGCGGCGGCGGCGGGCAGCGGGAAGCUGGAGGAGCGGCUCUACUCGGUGCUGUGCUGCACCGUCUGCCUGGACCUGCCUAAGGCCUCCGUGUACCAGUGUACUAACGGUCACUUGAUGUGCGCUGGCUGUUUUAUCCACCUACUAGCAGAUGCCCGGCUGAAGGAGGAGCAGGCCACAUGCCCUAACUGUCGUUGUGAGAUCAGUAAGAGCCUCUGCUGCCGCAACCUGGCUGUGGAGAAAGCCGUGAGCGAGCUGCCCUCCGAGUGUGGCUUCUGCCUGCGCCAGUUUCCCCGCUCCCUCCUGGAGAGGCACCAGAAAGAGGAGUGUCAGGACAGGGUGACCCAGUGCAAAUAUAAGCGCAUCGGCUGCCCGUGGCAUGGCCCCUUCCACGAGCUGACGGUGCAUGAGGCUGCAUGUGCCCACCCAACCAAGACGGGCAAUGAGCUGAUGGAGAUCCUAGACGAGAUGGACCAGAGCCACCGCAAGGAGAUGCAGCUCUACAACAGCAUCUUUAGCCUGCUCAGCUUUGAGAAGAUCGGUUACACAGAGGUCCAGUUUCGGCCGUACCGCACGGAUGACUUCAUCACGCGCCUGUACUACGAGACGCCAAGGUUCACGGUGCUGAACCAGACGUGGGUCCUGAAGGCGCGCGUGAACGACUCAGAGCGUAACCCCAACCUGUCGUGCAAGCGCACACUCUCCUUCCAGCUUCUCCUCAAGAGCAAGGUCACGGCGCCCCUGGAGUGCUCCUUCCUGCUGCUCAAGGGUCCCUAUGACGAUGUGAAGAUCAGCCCGGUCAUCUACCACUUCGUCUUCACCAACGAGAGCAACGAGACGGACUACGUGCCCCUGCCCAUCGUCGACUCCGUGGAGUGCAACAAGCUGCUGGCCGCCAAGAACAUCAACCUGCGGCUCUUCCUGUUCCAGAUACAGAAGUAGGCGGCUCCGCUGUGCUGCCCACGCCUGCCCAGCGGUGGCUUCACCAUGCUGUCUGACCUUUGAGCAACGGAGGGGAAGGAAUGAAUGCGAACAUUGGAAAGUCUGCAUGCGUGUGCGAAGGUGUGAGUGCUCACGCCUCGCGCUCUGCCCCGCCUCCCCUGUCCCAGGCACCGGAGGCUGGGCCACCUGCAGAGGAAACGGUGGCUCAGGGACACCAUGGGGCUAAGCCCAGUGGCCACACCCUGGCCCCCAGUGGCGCAGUGAGGCACACCGUCUGCUCUGGGCCGUGCCCGGCCCCUGGGCCGGGCUCGGGGAGCACGCUGACUUCAGACGGCAUAUUUGAUUGCAAUUAAAAAGGCACCCUUGUUUCCUA